Brettanomyces nanus is the source of this 2184-nucleotide messenger RNA. RefSeq lists its product as uncharacterized. The transcript has a single exon. The coding region runs from base 1 to 2184 and encodes 727 amino acids. Lineage: Eukaryota; Fungi; Ascomycota; Pichiomycetes; Pichiales; Pichiaceae. Gene Ontology annotation, molecular function: GPI anchor phospholipase D activity. Gene Ontology annotation, cellular component: extracellular matrix. The record is from RefSeq and is a predicted model, not a curated record.
AUGAGGGGGCUUUUGAUCUUCUGUAUACUUUUUCAGUCAGUUAUCGGAGCGGGAAUAGCUGUGCAUCUUACAAUUGCUGCGAGGAUCAAUAGGUAUCUUCCCCUCGAGAUCCAAUCCAGGUAUUCCUAUUAUCUCGCUGGGGCAUUUUAUCCCGAUGCAUUUUAUGGAUGUUUGGGAAAUUCGGAUCUUGCCGAAACUGCCCAUUGGCCAAAGUUUCUUCAUAGUUCUGUCAGACAUUACUGGAAGAAUCCAGAUGGUAACUUGAAGGCAUUUUUGUAUGGUGUAUUCACCCAUCAGGUGGCAGAUGUCUCGUGGCAUUCCUUGAAAAGUAAGCAAGGACUUUUAGAUAUGAUAGGUUCAGUUGAGUUUGAUGGAGAUAUCAAAGAUGGGCAUACUUUUUUAGAUACGGCUGGGGAUUUCAUCAAUCUGGCUAAACAGUUGAUGAACGUUGAUAAGACUACUGCUGAUAAUAUCGAAGCCUUCUUCAGAAUACCUUGGAAGUAUCCUGCAGAGGAUAUCAUAGAGAUAUAUAGUGAUCUGGGAAAACAUAAGCCAUUGGCCAAGUCCGAGAUUGAAUUUUGCAUGCUGAGGGGUUAUGCGGCUUUACAAGGCGAGGUCACUGGUUCUAGAGCUUCAGUAACUUCAAGAACUUUGGGCUAUUACAUAGAGAAGUCACCUCUAACUUACGAUUUACUAGAGGAAUAUUUCUAUGGUGGAUUGGAUGAAAUUAUGGGCACUAUACGUAUCUGCAUCAAGGAGUUAGACAAUUGGUUUGAAGGCGAUUUACCUGAUGAUCCAUGGACACUCUGCUCUGUAUUCCAAAAGAAAUCUAUUCAAAACCAUGAAUCUAAUGUCAUCAAAUUCCAAUCCUUGCAGGUCAGUUCUUCUAAUAAUGGUUUGUUUGUAAGAAGUAAUGUUCCAAAUUCGCUCUUUGGUCAUUCUUUGAAAGUGGGUAAGUAUUUAGAUGACAAACUAACUCUUGCUAUCGGUUCUCCUCUGGAAGAUGUUGCUGGCGCAGAGUAUUUGAUUCCAUUAGAUGACCUUUUUACUGAUGGAGUACAACAUAUUUCAUCCAUGACUGCAUUAUCCAUUCACUAUAACUACACAAAUAUGCAGUUUCCUCCAAGAUUUGGUUACGCUAGCUCAUCCUGGAAACUCCCUUCGGGUCUGGAUUUAUUGUGCAUUGCUGAACCUGGAACGUCCACCAUUCAUUUGUAUUUUCAAGGUCAAAUGAUAGCUAUUAUAUCCGAUUUGAAAGCUAAAACGGAACUCGGUGUGGACGGAGUGAAACAACUCCCUCUAGGACUAACCGCCGUUGAUGGUGAUAUGCUUAUCUACUCGUUCUAUAGCGACGGAGUUGCAAGACAGUCUGGAAUUGUCUUUAUUUUGAGUGGCAGUAAAUUAGAAAAUAAAUUAAGUUGGCCUCUCAGAUCGACCAUUCGAAUUGAUAUGUCUGAGCUCAAUAAAAGAGAAUAUCAUCUCCCCAAAUCUCUUCUCCUUCCACAUGACUAUGAGCAAAUGGGAACGUCUGCAGCUGUAACAAAGAACGCAGUGCUCGUGGGAAUCAAUUGUAUUGGGUCAGUGCUAAUCUUUGACAGGCUAACAGGCUUUUAUUUGGGCCGUCUAGGCGGAAGUAAACUGCCAUCCAAAGAUACCGGAUCGUUUGGCUUCAACUUUAUUUUAACAGGAAAAUUCCAUGGGAUGGAAUGGGUGUUGGUUUCUUCAUCUUCUGAAACCCAGGGCAGUUGCAUCAAUUGUGGUGCAGCUUACUUGUAUGUUUUCCGGGGAUUUGGGUUACAUAAGAUAGUGAAGAUAAUUCCGGGUACGGAUAAGUUUCAAUCCUAUUCGCGAUUCGGAACCUCAGCAGUAAUACUAGACACUGAGAGGGCCACCGUCCUCAUUUCUGGUGAGGGGUAUGAUGGAGGUAAAGGCGCUGUUUGGGAAGUGUCCAUAGGUCAACUACUAAAUUCUCUUUCUGAACCUAAGGAUAUAGUGAUUGCAGAUAGUAUCGUAGUUGUGGGACCCGGAGGCGUCGGAUAUACAGGAUUCGGUAAGUCCAUCGACCUAUUUAAUUACGAGGAUUCCACUUACUUGGCUGUGGGGAUGCCAAGGUUUGGUUAUAAUGUGCUUGAAGAAUCGGCACAGUACUGUGGAUGCGUGGGCAUCUAUAAAAUGAACAACUAG